Messenger RNA from Vollenhovia emeryi, 1600 nucleotides. It is a transcript of the gene Nle, whose product is annotated as notchless protein homolog 1. Gene Ontology annotation, molecular function: protein binding. The coding region runs from base 112 to 1557 and encodes 481 amino acids. The record is from RefSeq and is a predicted model, not a curated record. Gene Ontology annotation, biological process: Notch signaling pathway; ribosomal large subunit assembly. NCBI's taxonomy places the organism in Eukaryota, Metazoa, Arthropoda, Insecta, Hymenoptera, Formicidae. The transcript is spliced from 6 exons. Gene Ontology annotation, cellular component: nucleolus.
CGAACGCGCACGGCACGCGGUGCGUAAACCUCGUCGGCACGCGGCGUGUUGUUGGAAAGAUCUUCCGAGUGCACGCGGAGAUCUUUCUUUUUAAUUUAGCGACGCUACAAGAUGAGCAAGAGGAAUCUGGACGACGUGGCCGACGGCGCUCCGGCGGGCGCCGAGGCCAAGAGGGUUCUGUCCCGGUUCAAAUCGGACACCGGCGAGGUUCUGCCCGGCGGCCUGCUGGACCUGCCGGUCGACGUGACGGUGGACAAGCUGCAGGCGAUCUGCAACGCCCUGCUGCAGCAGGAGGAGCCGCUGCCCCUGGCGUUUUACGUCAACAACGUCGAGGUCACGGACACGUUGGAGAGAUACGUCGGCGGGGACUUCAGCCUCAGCGAGGACGUCGUCGAGAUUGUGUAUCAGCCGCAGGCGGUGUUCAGAGUCAGGGCCGUCACGAGGUGCACCGGGUCCUUGGAAGGUCACAAGGAGGCCGUUAUAUCCGUCGCGUUUUCGCCGGACGGCAGGCACCUGGCCAGCGGCUCCGGCGACACCACCGUCAGACUGUGGGACAUCUUCACGCAAACGCCGCAUCACACGUGCGAGGGGCACAGGCACUGGGUCCUGUGCAUUUCCUGGUCGCCCUGUGGCACCAGGCUGGCAUCCGCGUGUAAAAACGGGCUGAUUCACUUGUGGGACCCCGGCACCGGCAAACAAAUAGGUAAAGCCAUGACAGGACACAAAAUGUGGGUGACGUCUCUGUGCUGGGAACCCUAUCAUAAGAAUCCGGAGUGCCUGCACUUGGCGAGUUCGUCCAAGGACUGCGACGUGCGGAUUUGGGACACGAAGAGAGCGCAGACCUGUCGAGUUCUGUCUGGCCACACGAAGAGUGUCACCUGCGUCAAGUGGGGCGGAGGCGGCCUCAUUUAUUCCGCCUCUCAGGACAGGACUAUCAAAGUGUGGAGGGCGGAGGACGGUGUACUGUGUAGAACCUUAGAGGGGCACGGCCAUUGGGUCAACACUUUGGCCUUGAAUGUCGAUUACGUGCUUAGAGUCGGUCCUUUUCAACUAGGAGCGACCGCGAACCAAACGGACGGUCCAUUGGAAUACGCAAGGAAGCAGUACGAGUCUGUAGGUGAAGAGAGACUUGUGUCUGGAUCUGACGACUUCACGUUGUACCUGUGGAAGCCAGAAAAAGAGAAGAAACCUAUCGCAAGAAUGACCGGCCACCAGCAACUCAUCAACGACGUUAAAUUCUCGCCGGACGGUCGUAUGAUUGCGUCAGCGUCCUUCGACAAGUCCAUUAAACUGUGGGAAUCCAAUACCGGCGUGUACAUCGCUUCGCUAAGAGGUCACGUUCAAGCGGUUUAUUCCAUUGCGUGGAGCGCCGACUCUCGCCUGCUGGUCAGCGGCAGCUCGGAUUCAACUUUAAAAGUUUGGAGCAUGAAAACUAAAAACUUAAGCCAGGACUUACCGGGUCACGCUGAUGAGGUUUACGCGGUUGACUGGUCACCCGAUGGUCUACGAGUCGCUUCAGGUGGGAAAGACAAAGUUUUGCGACUGUGGCAAAAUUGAAUAUACAUAAUAUGCAAGUAAAUAAAUUUAUAAGAAAGUUAAA